GUAUAUUUACUAAGUCCCUUGGAAGGUAAUCUGGUAUCAUUGUCAGUUUGGCAGUUCAUUUCGAACAGUUUCAUCGUCCGCUUAAAGGUUAUAUUAUUUCGUGCUGAAGCGUAGGAAUAUCACACCUUGCGGAGACUACUAGAAGCCUUUUCCGUUCUAACAAACGCAAGUGGAACAUGUCGCAUACGUCUGAAAGAAGUAAAUCUGAAGAAUGGUCAGCAGAUAAAAAUGGACCAACCUCAGAUAUUCAAAGCAUGGAAGGCCCACCAGGAAUGGACCCUGAUGGUGUCAUCCAAUCCAACUGGGAGGAAGUUGUUGAUAACUUCGAUGACAUGAACUUGAAGGAAGAACUCCUCAGGGGUAUUUAUGCUUACGGUUUUGAAAAACCUUCUGCUAUCCAACAGAGGGCAAUCAUCCCAUGUGUGAAGGGACAUGAUGUCAUUGCACAAGCCCAGUCUGGUACUGGUAAGACCGCGACGUUCUCGAUUUCGAUCCUUCAGCAGAUCGAUACUGCGUUGCCAGAAUGUCAGGCACUGAUCUUGGCCCCAACCCGUGAAUUGGCCCAACAAAUCCAGAAGGUCGUAAUCGCUCUCGGCGAUUUCAUGUCGGCCCAAUGCCACGCAUGUAUCGGUGGUACCAAUGUCCGUGAAGACAUUAGGAAAUUGGAGCAGGGUGUUCACGUAGUCGUGGGUACACCCGGACGUGUAUUCGAUAUGAUUAAUAGGAGGGCUCUGCGCACCAAUAGCAUUAAGAUGUUCGUGCUGGAUGAGGCUGACGAGAUGUUGUCUCGUGGUUUCAAGGAUCAAAUUCACGAUGUCUUCAAGACUUUAAGCAUGGACGUUCAAGUAAUUUUGCUUUCGGCUACAAUGCCGGUUGAUGUAAUGGACGUAACCAAGUCGUUUAUGAGAGAUCCAGUGAGGAUUUUAGUCAAAAAGGAAGAAUUGACACUGGAAGGUAUCAAACAGUUUUACGUGUUUGUCGAGAGGGAGGAUUGGAAGUUGGAGACCUUAUGUGAUUUGUACGAUACUUUGUCGAUUACGCAGGCCGUAAUCUUCUGUAACACAAGACGCAAGGUUGACUGGCUCACUGAAAACAUGCACAAACGCGACUUCACUGUUUCUGCCAUGCACGGCGAUAUGGAACAGCGUGAGCGUGAUGUUAUCAUGAGACAGUUCCGAAGUGGUUCAUCUCGUGUUCUCAUCACCACCGAUUUGUUGGCUCGUGGUAUCGAUGUCCAACAAGUCUCUCUUGUAAUUAACUACGAUUUGCCUUCCAAUAGGGAGAAUUAUAUUCACAGGAUUGGUCGUGGUGGACGUUUCGGCCGUAAGGGUGUGGCGAUCAAUUUCGUUACUGAAGAUGACAAGCGCGUUCUUAAGGACAUCGAGACUUUUUAUACUACUCGCAUUGUCGAAAUGCCCAUGAAUGUGGCAGACCUCAUCUAAUUGGCUGUUUGCUGUGUCCGUCGUUGCCUAGAGUUUCCUAUGGUGCAGCCAGGGCCCACAAAAUAUGGAAAUAAAGAUCAUACAAUUUCCAUUAUAACAUCAA
Nicrophorus vespilloides is the source of this 1545-nucleotide messenger RNA. RefSeq names its product eukaryotic initiation factor 4A-I (gene eIF4A). Gene Ontology annotation, biological process: cytoplasmic translational initiation. Gene Ontology annotation, cellular component: cytoplasmic stress granule. The record is from RefSeq and is a predicted model, not a curated record. Gene Ontology annotation, molecular function: RNA helicase activity; translation initiation factor activity; ATP binding. The transcript has 4 exons. Lineage: Eukaryota; Metazoa; Arthropoda; Insecta; Coleoptera; Silphidae. Bases 177 to 1442 code for a protein of 421 amino acids.